GCUGUGGAAAUCUGUGCUUAGGGACAGAGGAGAAACACAGAUUCUUUUUCUAAUAUCCAUUUCAUUUUGUUAAAAUGGUAAGAAAAAGACAUUGUGCUGAUUUGGAACUUCGUUCAGAUUCUUCAUACAAGAAUCAACAGAGCUUCCGGACAUCAAGUGGCGAGCCUUCCCCCCUCAGCCCUACUGAAAGUACCGGAUCUGUGUUUAUAAGUUCAGAGACAGAAAAUGGAGCAGAAGAAAAGAGGAAGACUGGAAAACCAUCCCCUGGGGUGUCACAGAGACUACCUAGUGAUAUUGAGUGUUAUGAAGACCAGAAGAAAGUUUCAACUUCACGGUCAAAGACAAUUGUGGAUAAUACCUUCUUGGUAACAGAUGGCAAAAAUGACUCAAAGUCCGAAAGGAAGAAACAUGCCUCAAAUCAGUUUAAGUCAAAUGCUCACUUUCACAAGCUGUUUCUGGAUGUCCCAGUUGAUGAACCUUUAAGACAAAAUUUCACCUGCGCCCUACAGAAAGAAAUCUUAUACCAAGGGAAGCUAUUCAUAUCAGAGAACUGGAUUUGCUUCCAUUCUAAAGUUUUUGGCAAAGACACUAAGAUUAUUAUACCUGUGCUCUCCGUAACACAACUAAAGAAAACUAAAACUGCCCUUCUAGUGCCAAAUGCUCUGGUUAUAACAACAGCUUCUGAUAGGUAUAUAUUCGGCUCCUUUCUGUCAAGGGACACCGCUUACAAACUAUUAAAAUCUGUUUGUCGGCAUAUAGAGGAUGUCAGUGUUGGCAGCAGUCCCAAUCUUCCUUCUCCAGAAAAUAGUUUCAGGAAUCAUCGUCCUACAACCUUACCUCUGGAUUUCAAUGAAGAUUUUUCUGAACUAGAUGGCAUCAUCCACCAGCGCAGACGGGAGAUGGAAGAAUCGAGCAGCACUGGUUCUCAGACUCCAGAACUUGAACAUUUCCAAGAUUACCGUGUUGCUGAGACCCAAACUCUUCUGAAAGCCUCCAAGAUGGAAACAAAGCCUGGCCAUACAGAUGCACGGUCUCAAUGUUUGUGUGAUGAUAAUGUCAGGAAUGUUUCAAGAAAUGUUCCUCCUGGAGUCCUUGGAUUCUUCUACAGAGUGAAUUACCAUAGGUCUUUGUCUGUGAAUCACAUUCUUAUUCUCUAUGCAAUUCUGGUUUGUGUACUCAUUUGCUCUACAUUCUACAUGAGAUAUAAAAUCCACAUGCUGGAAGAGCAAGUUGGUUCCAUGGCUUCAGUUGUGGAUUCACGUAUUAAUGAACAUCCAGUACAAGAAGACUUGGAAUCUCCUCUGCAUCUUAAUGUUGAUGGUCUCUGUGAGGAGCUAACAGCUAAUCUUAUCAAAUUGGAAAAGAUACAAAGCAAUUUACAAAGACUACUUGAAGACAAUGAAUGAAUUGCCAGUUCCCUUUGAACGACUUUGUUCAUACCUCAUUUUCCUCCUGAUAAACAACUCUAAAGGUGACAUAAGGCUCUGCAGGCCAGGGUGGAUGUACUUCAACUCAAUCCAAUGCUGCACUGUUUUGCAGCUCUUGUAUUCAGCAAUGAAGGUUUGCAUCUGUGCAAUAAAGUGUGUCUAUUCAGGGGGUGAUGCCUUUCUAUUAUCUAUAAUGGUGUGUGAAUAACAGAGAAGACUGAUCUUGACACUUUGUUAUAUUGCUUAUAUCUAGUAUCUACAGUAAUUCCAUUUUCUUUGACUGUUUGACUUUUAGACUUAAACUGGUAUGACUAAGAGCAAUGCUUGGCCUUGGAUGUACAAUUUGCUGUACAACUGUAUCUGGAAAGCUUCAUGCCUUUCACAUCCUUGUGCCUGAAUGCACACUCCAGUUUGUUUUACUCUCUUUCCUUUCCAGACAUCGGAGUCUAAUAUGUCUAAUAUUUAAUCAGUUGGCCCCUAUGGGCUUCAUACUGCAAGGUACUCAGUGAACUCUGUUUCUCCUUCAUCAUGUUCUUGCCUGGCGGGAGUUGGCAUAUUCCAUACAGAGUUGCCAAAUGACUUCUGCAAGCUAAACUGCAGUUAACAAAAUUUAACAAUUGAAACUUUUCCUGGUAUAGA
This is a messenger RNA of Elgaria multicarinata webbii, 2066 nucleotides long. RefSeq names its product GRAM domain containing 2B (gene GRAMD2B). The transcript has 14 exons. Bases 75 to 1406 code for a protein of 443 amino acids. NCBI's taxonomy places the organism in Eukaryota, Metazoa, Chordata, Lepidosauria, Squamata, Anguidae. The record is from RefSeq and is a predicted model, not a curated record. Gene Ontology annotation, cellular component: cytoplasmic microtubule.